Messenger RNA from Corylus avellana, 989 nucleotides. Its product is annotated as Adenine nucleotide alpha hydrolases-like superfamily protein. The record is from RefSeq and is a predicted model, not a curated record. Lineage: Eukaryota; Viridiplantae; Streptophyta; Magnoliopsida; Fagales; Betulaceae.
AAAGGCGAAAGGCAAAGCCAAAGCUGAUGAAAUUAAACCAUAUUCGACCACACCCACAUCUAGAAAUCUGUUCACCCACAGCCCUCAUUGUUGCCACUCUCCACUCAAUAUCUCUUCUUCCGCUUAAUUCUCAGGACCAAGAUGCCCAAAAUAACUACAAAGUUGCCCGGUUUCUGCCUCAACAGAAUUAGGCCUCAUGCCAGGGUCCGCUCCCCUCCUGCACAAUCCAAGCCUCCUCACGGCAAUCUCACUUCCUCCAAAACUCUGAAUCCUGGCCAUGUCAAAGAGGAAAAACCCCUGUUGGUAAUUAGUAGGAAGAUUGUGAUUGUGGUUGAUUCCAGCCUUGAAGCUAAGGGAGCUUUGCAAUGGGCACUCUCCCACACUGUUCAGAACCAGGACACAGUUAUUCUUCUUUGCGUAACCAAGCCAUCUAAUAAGCAAGCUGCUGCAGCUACUGCUCAAGGCUCCGGCAAGGAGAUCGUUCCAAGGGCUAAUUAUGAAUUUAUCGAUUCUUUGAAGAAAUUGUGCAAAUCCAAGAAACCGGAGGUGCAAAUUGAGGUUGCAGUGGUGGAAGGGAAGGAGAAAGGGCCUACAAUAGUGGAAGAAGCAAGAAAACAAGGGGCGUCAAUGCUGGUUUUGGGGCAGAAAAAACGCUCCACAACAUGGCGUCUCCUGAUGAUGUGGGCGGGCAGCCGGGUCACCGGGGGAGUAGUGGAGUACUGUAUCCAAAAUGCUGAUUGCAUGGCGAUUGCAGUGAGGAGGAAAAGCAAGAAGCUUGGAGGGUAUUUGAUCACCACCAAGCGUCAGAAAGAUUUCUGGCUCUUGGCUUAAUUAAUUAAACUACAUAUAUAAAGUAUAUUAACUAUAUGUGAGUCUUGUGAUGAUGCAUAAAGGGUCGUCUAAUCUUACCUGCAGAUGGAAAUGUAUAUGGAAAUGUAUGAUUGUUUUCGUAUUUGUCUGUAAAUAAUAAACCAUACGGUUAAAUAAAA